This is a messenger RNA of Racocetra persica, 594 nucleotides long. The record is from the annotation of a GenBank genome assembly. Lineage: Eukaryota; Fungi; Glomeromycota; Glomeromycetes; Diversisporales; Gigasporaceae.
AUGGCAUUUACUGGAACAACAACAGAAUUUCUAUCUCUAAAAAAAAUAGACUUUACCAAAGUCAUGGACGGAAUGAAAUUUAAUGGACAAAAUUGGCCAAAAUUCUAUGAAAUAUUUAUAAGAAAUAUCCAAAGCCACGUACCAAAAAAAUUACUUACAACCAGAUUCUUUACUGGAAGUAAAUACUCAGGAUACCAAAGAAUAGACAAUAUGGCAACAAUAGUAGCUAACCCAACAGCAGACGACCUAUAUAGAGGACAAUUCAACAUUUUAUAUAUGAAACAACUAUGGCGAAAAUUAGUAUUACAAACAUUCAAUAAAAUACAUCAAGAUGCAUACUUUGAAAUAGAAGAACACUUUACAUGCAUAUUCCCAAGUGACUGGCAUAAUGGACACAGAACACUACCUGAUAUGUCAAAUGAUGGAACAACAUGGCCCCAAGGAGGCGUAUUCCAAACCUACAAAAGAUUACCUAGUGGAAGACACUCUGCAGAAAAUUACAGAGCUGCAAUAAAACUAUUAGGAAGACCAACAUCUUACGAAGACUUCUUUAACAAAUUAGAACAAGUAUAUGAUUCAUAUAAAGAAGGACAA